This is a messenger RNA of Chenopodium quinoa (quinoa), 3393 nucleotides long. RefSeq lists its product as uncharacterized. The coding region runs from base 1 to 3393 and encodes 1130 amino acids. NCBI's taxonomy places the organism in Eukaryota, Viridiplantae, Streptophyta, Magnoliopsida, Caryophyllales, Amaranthaceae. The transcript has 7 exons. The record is from RefSeq and is a predicted model, not a curated record. Gene Ontology annotation, molecular function: RNA-DNA hybrid ribonuclease activity; nucleic acid binding.
AUGAAAGUUGCUGCCUGGAACUGUAGGGGUCUUGGACAAGCGGACUCCCCUAAAUUUCCGUAUCUAAGCUCUUUAGUCCGCUCCCAUAACUUGGAUGUGGUGUUUUUGAUGGAAACAAUGGUUUCUGUGGAUAAUGUUGUGCUCAGUUUAGCAUCUAUUCCUUUUUUGGGUUGUUGUGGUGUAGAUGUUGUAGGAUUAAGUGGUGUUUGUAAAAUAGAGGUUGGUGAUGUGAUAAAAUUUGUGAUCUUUGUGUACGGGGCACCUCAUGUAGCAGAUAGAUCAGAUGUGUGGUCGUCUAUUGCUAGAUUUGUCCAAACUUACCCGAACAUUUUGUUGAUUGGUGAUUUUAACCAAGUCGGGUAUCUAUCGGAUAAAAUAGGAGGGUCUUCACUUAUUCCAGGACGUUUGGAUUUUAUUCAAUGGCGGUUGAAUUUGGGGCUUGUUGUUAUUCGCAGGCGACUUAAAGACUGGUGCCUUAGCCACAGGAAAUCUUGGGGAUGCUGGAGGGAGUCACACUCCAAAUUACUGUUUUCGGUGGUCCAAGCUCGUCGUCGUCGUAAUCUGAUUGUCAGUUUGAAGAAUGAUGCUGGUAUUUGGGUUUUGGAUUCUCUUGGGCUUCGCUCUCUUAUUCAGGCCUUUUACUCUGAUCUAUAUUCUCAUGUAUCUCCAUUUGGGAGUGACCCUCCUUUUUCUUGGGAUCACCUUGGCCUCCCGACGCUAUCCUCGUCUCAAAAGGACAUGUUAAUGGCCCCGUUCUCGCCUUCUGAGAUUAAAGCUGCAAUGUUUCAUAUUGCUAACGACAAAUCUCCUGGGCCUGAUGGCUUUACUUCGGCUUUUUUCAAUACUUAUUGGGAUCAUACUGGGCAUUUGGUUAUCUCGGCAGUUCAAUACUUUUUUGCUCAUGCAAAAUGCAUUACUGGCCGUCUGCGAGGGGUUCUUCCAUCUCUUAUUUCAGGGUUCCAGAAUGCCUUUGUGCCGGGUCGCCUAAUUUCUGAUAAUGCUUUGGUAGCUCACGAGCUUCUAUCCUUUAUGAAUGCUUCUAAAGCUCGGAAACCUUUUUAUGCGGCUCUAAAGUUGGAUAUGAAUAAAGCUUAUGAUAGAGUGCGCUGGGAUUUUUUAAGUCAGGUUUUACGGGCUUUUGGUUUUCCGCCUUAUUCGGUUCAUAUUAUUGAGCAGUGUGUUACAACUGUCUCGUACCAGGUUCUUGUGAAUGGGAGUCUUACACCGUCCUUUCGACCACAAUGUGGUCUUAGACAAGGUGAUCCUCUGUCACCAUAUCUAUUUGUUUUGUGUAUGGAGAUGUUGUCGACCUCUCUUAGGCGGGCGGAAGAACAGGCUUUGUUUUCUGGUAUUCGUGUGUCUAGGGGCGGACCUUCGAUUUCCCAUCUGUUCUUUGCAGAUGAUUCGCUGUUAUUUUUCCAACUUUCGCCCCAAGCGUGUGACAAUGUCAUGGCCAUUCUUUCGGAUUUUUGCUCUGCUUCGGGUCAGAUGAUUAAUCUUCAGAAGUCCUUUGUCAAGUUCAGCCCAAAUACCCCUCAAGACUACCGUGAUUUUUUAGCUCGCAGUCUUCGACUACAAUCGAAGGCUUCUUUUGGUACUCAUCUAGGUCUUCCUGUUGACCUUGGAAGGAGUAAAGUCGCGGAAUUCAGGUUUCUAAUUGACAAGGUUGCUAGCCGGUUGUCUGCUUUUGCUUCUCUUCGCUUGUUAGCAGCAGCGAAACUGGCUAUCAUAAAUUCGGUUUUGAUAGCAUCGUUUAAUCAUAUCUUGUCGGUUUUCAAGAUUCCGUCUUCUGUAGCUUCUCAACUUGAUAGCAUGCUUGCCAACUUUUGGUGGAGAUCGUCUGGUUCUCGGAAGGGUUUGGCGUUGCGCUCAGUGUCUCUUCUUCAUUUACCAAAAGGUUUGGGGGGUUUGGGUGUGCGCAACAUUGCUUGCUUUAAUUCAGCUAUCCUUGCUGGUACAGGGUGGAGGAUGAUUCGAAAUCCUCAACUUUUGGUUUCUAGACUCAUGUUUUUGAAGUACUCCUCUCUGCCAGUCAAUCCGGGAGCUCGGAUUUCUCGCCCCUCUUGGGGCUGUCGUGGGUUGCAGAUGGCUCUUUCGACUGUUUCUUCUGGUGUACGUUGGAAAGUGGGUAGAGGUGACAAGUCGGAUCUUCCGACUCAUGUGUCUGGUAUAAUUGAUCCGCGUUCUAACGAGUGGGACUCCUCGAGAGUCCAUCGGUUUUUUGAUAGUCCGACUGCCGUCAGGAUCCUUAGUUUGGAUCGUCCGCAGGAGCUUAUGGAUGAUUUUGUAUAUUGGAAAUUUACCAAGGAUGGCUCCUUUUCUACGAAGUCUGCCUAUGCUCUCUUACUUCAUCAGACUAUCAGGUGUCCUCCUUUGGGGUCCUUGCCUAUUCCCUGGUGGAAGAAAUUUUGGGCGCUCCCCCUUCUUCCUAAAUGGAAGAUCUUUGGCUGGAAAAUAAUUCAUGCUGGUAUUCCGGUUGCCUCAGCUCUAGCUGUUCGCGGCGUUUCCGUGGAUUCGACUUGCUGCUUUUGUCGAAGGGAGCAGGAGACGAUCAACCAUUUGUUUCGAGACUGUGAUUUCGUUACUCCUUUAUGGGUUCGCAGCUCGUUUCAUUUCAAUAGUCAGGGUCUUCUUCAUCUUCCCUUUCUCCAAUGGUUUUCUGUUAUGGUCUCGUUGUUAGCGGCUGCUAAGGAUUGGGAGAACUUGGUGCAAUUUUUCUCCCUUCUUUGGGCUAUAUGGUUGUCCCGUAAUAAUGUACGUUUUCGGCAACAAGCUGUCUCUCCGGAUGAUGUUUUGCUUCUUGCUUCUCAGUGGAAUGUGCGAGGGAGGCAGGCUCAGGAUUCUCACCUUCCUUCUUCUACUUUGGGUCCUAGCCCUAGGCCUGUUGGUUCGAGAUUUGCUGCCACUCUUGCUGGGGACCCUACGUUGGGGUUUAAUAUUUGUUUGAUUUGCGACGGGUCUUGGUCAUCCUCGGAUAAUUCGGCAGGUGCUGGUUGGGUUCUUCGUGAUUGUGGUUCUCCUUCAGUCCGAGGAGGAGGGGCUCGUGCUUCUUUCUCUUCUUCAGCCUUACAGUCUGAGUUACAAGCUUGUUUUUGGGGGUUACGCAAUGCUUUUUCUCGUGGUUUUCGUAGGAUUCUUAUUUACUCGGACUGUGAGCCUCUGUGUCGGAUGUUAGGCCAACAACAGAAAGAUGAGGUUUCUUUAUACUGGUUACUUCGGGAUACUCGGGUUCUUUUGUCUACCUGUGCGGCUUGUAAAAUUCUUAAGGUUCCUAGGGAAUGGGUGUCUCCUGUACACUGGUUGGCUGGAAAGGCUCGUGCUCGGGAGUGUUUUUUUGCCAUCAAAGGUCCAACACUUUUGAGUUAUUUUGUCAACAUCAUCCAUAUUUCUUAA